Homarus americanus (American lobster) is the source of this 2022-nucleotide messenger RNA. Its product is annotated as sodium/bile acid cotransporter-like. Gene Ontology annotation, cellular component: membrane. Bases 118 to 1611 code for a protein of 497 amino acids. The transcript has 11 exons. NCBI's taxonomy places the organism in Eukaryota, Metazoa, Arthropoda, Malacostraca, Decapoda, Nephropidae. The record is from RefSeq and is a predicted model, not a curated record.
UUUCCAUCCGUUAGUUUCACUAGUGACGCCGAGGUGUUCGCAGUUCUUCUCUCCUCCACUUACACGCUACUCUGGAGGUUGUAAAGGAGGCGAGAAGUAUCCUGUGAUCCUCAAGUCAUGGCAAGGAUGUUGGUUUUCGUCUCCCAAUAUUGUUGGGGGCACUACCAGUCCUGUUUACUGCUGGUACUGUCGUUAGCACUGACCGCUGGAGCUGUCACUGCCCAGUACACACAGGAGGAGGAGGACCGAGGUGUUGGUGUGGUGGUGGAGCCCCAAGAGCUGCAUCAUGUGGUGGAGGGAACUGACCACGUCCUUACCUGGUACUCCAACCAGACCUCCGUCGUAAGGGUGGACGCCUUCGUCAGUGAUGAAAUGGUGGGAACAGUGACGUGGGCUAGUGCUGUGAGCCGUGGGGAACCCAACGACAACUACAUUUUUACUGGCAACCUCAAUGUCUCCGCGCUCUUCAUUGGCUACAACAAAAUAAAGUUGUCGCUGUAUGAUGAUCACAAUGUGAUGGUGGGGGAAGUCACGGUGAAGAUGACGGUGCUGUUGUCCUAUCAGAACUUGAGUGAUCUCUUCACUGUCCUCCUCGGCAUCCUCAUCGCUAUCCUCUACGCUAUCAUGGGCGUCACUAUGGACCUCUCGGUAGUCAAGACCAUCAUGAUGAAGCCUAUCGGUCCUAUCAUAGGCAUGAUCUGUCAGUAUAUCAUCAUGCCGUUGCUCGGCUUCGGACUGGGCAUGUUAGCGUUCCCAGGCAACUCUCUGGCCCAGCUAGGACUCUUCCUGGUGGGGUGUUCCCCAGGGGGCGGCAGCUCUAACAUGUGGACCCACCUUAUGGGCGGCUCCCUCGACCUCUCCAUCAUGAUGACCUUCAUCUCCUCCGUCGCCGCCUUCGGUGCUGUGCCGCUGUGGGUGCUGAUGGUGGGUCCCUACAUCAUGGGUGACAAAGCAGAGUUCAUCAUCCCUUACAAGGACAUCACUAUACUGGUCCUCAGCCUCUCUAUACCAUGUUGUGUUGGUCUACUUAUCCAGAGAUUCUUGCCCAGGGUGUCGAAGGUGAUGAAACUAAUGUUGACGCCGUUGGUAAUCUUCUCCAUACUGUUUACAUUUACCUUCGGAGUCUACGCUAAUGUCUACGUCUUUAGCCUCUUUGACUUUACGACGGUUAUCGCAGGGUUCGGGCUGCCCGCGCUGGGGUUCCUUAGUGGAUUAAUCUUCGCCAAACUCCUACGUCUGCCUGGCCGGGACUGUACCGCCAUCUGUAUAGAGACGGGAAUCCAAAACGCUACCGUGGCCCUCUUCAUUCUUAAGCUUACCCUGGAGAAACCUGCCGGGGACCUUACUAUUGUGUACCCAGCGGCUGCAGUGCUCAUGACACCCAUCCCACUGGUGCUGAUGGCCAUUACUCGCAAGAUCUAUCUGUAUAGUCGCCGCAUCAAGAGUCACCACAUUCCCCACGACUCACCCGAGAACCAAAUAGAAGGAGAGAAAGACGACACUCGCAAGCAUUACGACUCAACAAACACGACGGUGGUGAACGGCGCCAACAACUUUUCUAGCGUAGGCAUCGACAACCCCGGCCUUGUCGUGCGGGAGGAGGACGUAUGAGGAGACAACAAGGUGGACGGUCUGUAUUGGAAAAAUGCCACGAACGUUUUUACAGUCACGGAGUGGCGGCAGAUGUACCCCAUCCCUUCCCUCGUCAGUACCACCUCCCUGUCUCAGUAGUCUAUAAUGGCAGACAUCCCCCACCUUCGUCAAUAACAGGUAGAACACGAUUAUCAGUGAGGUAGACGAGGUAGAUCACGAUUAUCAGUGAGGUAGACGAGGUAGAACACAAUUAUCAGUGAGUUAGACGAGCUAGACUUGUAAGGUUUAUUAAAAUCUCCAUAUAAUAGUUUUUUGUGCUCGCGCGACCUACAGUACAGUGACACUUGGUUCGAUAACUUGAUGUUUUUGUGUUGCUGGAGGAAAACAAACUUAAAAUAAUUUUUGAUAAAAUCUGUGAUAAGUUCAUUC